Messenger RNA from Triticum aestivum (bread wheat), 2259 nucleotides. RefSeq lists its product as uncharacterized. Bases 210 to 1673 code for a protein of 487 amino acids. The transcript has 14 exons. The record is from RefSeq and is a predicted model, not a curated record. NCBI's taxonomy places the organism in Eukaryota, Viridiplantae, Streptophyta, Magnoliopsida, Poales, Poaceae.
GGGUUCUAGCCAAGAAAGGGAAAUAAAGCGGUGGCCUUAUCCUGGAAAAUGCGGUUUUCCGGACCGUGAGAUAUGAUGAAUCCAAAGCUGACAAGCACACGAGCAGCAAAACACCAACGGGCCGGGGCCCCCGCGUCGCUCUCGCGUUCCACUCGCACGCACGCAGAUCACGAACAAAAGAGCUCCUGAACGAAGCCCGCCGCCGCACGAUGGCACAUGGAGCAGCAGCAUCAGGCGGCGCCGCCUCCGCCUCCGCCGCUGCGCGGGCGAGCAGAGGCGCGCCGGGGACGUGGAGGCGGGUGCGGAGGGCGGCGCGGGAGGCGGCGGCGCACGCGCUGCUGCUCUGCUUCACCACCCUCCUCGCCCUCAAGCUCGACGGCGUUUUCGUCUCCCGCUCCUGGUGGGUGUUUUUCACUCCUCUGUGGUUAUUCCAUGCUGCCGUUGUUCGGUAUAGAUUCUCAUUGCCUGCUCCUUUGUUGCUUCAAAAUUACCAGGUGUGUCCGUUAGCUUUGCUCCAAAUUCAUUCUUCCAUUCUGAAGUUGAAAUGUCUGGCAGCAAGUAAAUUAGACUAUUCAACUUUACAGCGGAUUCCAUGCCAUUCCAUUGUUGCCACACCCUUGCUAGUUGCUUUUGAACUUCUUCUCUGUAUCUACCUUGAAGGCCAGGGUGAACCUUUUCUAGAUUUAAAGCUUGUUUUCCUUCCACUCCUGGCCUUGGAAAUUAUUACGUUAGUUGACAAUUUUAGGAUGUUUGGUGCUCUAAUGCCUGGACAUGGGGAAACAAUCACCGAUGAAGAGAUAUGGGAUAGGCUUCCUCACUUCUGGGUUGCAAUUUCCAUGGUGUUUCUACUAGCAGCUACUUCACUCAUGCUUCUCAAGCUAUGCGGUGAUGCAGUUACUCUGGGGUGGUGGGAUUUAUUCAUUAACUUUGGGAUUUCCCAGUGCUUUGCUUUUCUUGUCUGCAUAAGGUGGUCCAAUCCAAUGGAUAUUGGUGGCCCUGUACUGAUAAUUCCUAUCGUAAUUUCUCAAGUUCUCCUAUGUAUGCGCUUAGAGGGUACUCCAUCUUAUGCACGGUUUAUCCCAGUUCGAGCUAUUUUCUCACCUAUACUUUUGCUCCAAGUGGUUGCUGUACUGUUUGCCAUUUGGAGAUUCUUUGAAAGGCUUGUCAUUAAAUUACAAGAUGGAAUUGUUAGUGAAGGAUAUAUUUCUGUCUCAUCAAAGAUUAAUGAGUUGUUUAUGAUGGUACAAUAUGGUUCAAGGCUUAUUACGUGGUCUAUUGACGAAGAUAGCAAAGAGGAACAAGCACAUUUAUGCUAUACAAAUAACAUUGGGUAUAGUACAUUUUGCAGUUAUCCCCCCGAGAUGGUAAAAGAGAUGCCGAAAAAAGUUCUUGUCAAAGAGAUACAAAGACUUCAGGUAGCAUUGGGAGAGCAAAGCAAAAUGGCAAUGCUUAGCCAACAGCAGUGUGAGAGGCUAAAGAAUGAACGGAUCUUAUGUCGAAUUUGCUUUGAGAGGGACAUCUGCAUUGUUCUGCUUCCAUGCCGCCAUCAUGUUCUAUGCGAACCUUGCUCUGACAAGUGCCAGUCCUGCCCGAUUUGUCGAGUGCCUAUUGAGAGCAAGUUAUCCGUUAAUGAUGCAGUGAAUUCAGACGAUCCAUUAAGUGACAUCGUCUAGAAGUCCACAUGUUUUGACCCUAGGAUUAGAACAUCAACUUCUGGUGUCAGCAGCAACACACUGAUUGGCAGCAUAGGAAGACAAACUAUUCUGGCUUUGAAGUUGAAAAGAAAGCUAGAAUAAGUUUGGGCUCAGAAUGGAGGACAUGAAGAUCAAGAGCCGUACCGCGUGCGCAAUCCCUCUUCUCGAGUGACAGUAUUACAGAAAGAAAGUGCGAGCGGUUGAUUCUCUCUCACCCAUAUAUGGUGCCAGCACGAAUAUCCACUUGAACCACUGAAUUUCCUGGCAAAGGCUGGCAGACGUGUUGCACCUGGACAGUUUUUGAGGAAGUUGUGGUUCUUAACAUCUUAACAGCUGACAGGGGUCGCUUCAGGUUGUUUGAACUGUUGUUUUCAGAGUCCAGACUAUAACUCUCACUUCAUCAGUUCAGACGAGUUUAUCAGCUGUUUGCAGCAAAGUCGCCGCUCUUUCCAGUGUACGUAGUUAGUUACCCAUCUUUCUUGUAAACAAGCAUUUCUAAUUCUGCCUAGUACCUUGGUGCACAUAUAUAGAUAGAUGAGGCAAUAAUGUGCCCCCCAGUUUCUCA